Molecule: messenger RNA, 987 nt
Organism: Hansenula ciferrii
Lineage: Eukaryota; Fungi; Ascomycota; Saccharomycetes; Phaffomycetales; Wickerhamomycetaceae
Exons: 1
Coding region: 1-987 (328 amino acids)
Cellular component (GO): cytoplasm
Source: RefSeq, a predicted model, not a curated record
AUGAGAGUCAUAUCGGAUAAACAAAUUGAAAAUCUAUUGAAAUCUCAAUCAAGAGAAGGAAUCUUGGAAUUCCAAAAAGUACUCAAAACAGCAUUAUCAGAUUACAACAAAGAUCCAACUCUGAUCCCAGAAAGAAUUGUGAUUAAAAGAGACAAUGCAGAAGCUGGUCAUUUCUUUAUGCCUUCAUUCUCUAAAAAAGUUGGUGUUAAAACAUUAGGUGGUUCAAAAAAGGGGUUUAGUGGAGCUGUAUCAAUCAUUGAUCCAAAUAGUGGUGAUUUAUUAGGUGUAUUAAAUGCUAGAUCUUUAACAGCUUUUAGAACUGCCUUGGCUUCCACUAUCCCAUUGGUGAAAUUCGUGGAAGCUGAUAAAUCCAAUCAAGGUAUGACAGUAUAUGGGAAUGGAUUACAAGCUUAUUGGCAUGUUAAAUUAACAUUAGAUUUAUAUCCUGGAUUAUUUACAAAUGUUCAAAUUGCAGUUCGUUCAAUUAAUGAAAAAUCUAAUGAAUUACAAAAAGAAUUAGCUGUAGAGUAUCCAUUAAUUGAUAUACAACUGAUUGAUCAAACCAAAGUUGAUUUGACAAAAUCAUCAGUCAUUUAUGGAUGUAUACCAUCAACUGAACCACAAAUCAAAUAUUCAAACUUGAACAAAACCGAAAAAACAUUCAUCUCAUUAAUUGGUAGUUAUAAACCACAUAUGGCGGAAGUUGAUAAUGAACUAGUUAAAAAGGCAUUAUCAAAUGGUAAAAUUAUUGUUGAUUCUUAUGAACAUACAUUAGCUGAAGCUGGUGAAUUAAUUCAAAAUAAUGUCACAACAUCAAAUGUUAUAGAGACUGGUGAAUUAGAUAAUGUGGAAAAUUCUCAAAUUAAUAAUGGUCAAAAUUUAACAUUAAGUAAAAUUGUUGGAUUAAGUAUCAUGGAUAAUUCAGUUGGUAAUGAAAUUUUAGAAAGAGCUAUUAAAGAAAAUAUUGGUUCUGAAGUGGAAUUUUAA